Molecule: messenger RNA, 1033 nt
Organism: Scomber japonicus (chub mackerel)
Lineage: Eukaryota; Metazoa; Chordata; Actinopteri; Scombriformes; Scombridae
Gene: rnf113a
Product: ring finger protein 113A
Exons: 10
Coding region: 1-969 (322 amino acids)
Biological process (GO): snoRNA splicing
Cellular component (GO): U2-type spliceosomal complex
Molecular function (GO): metal ion binding
Source: RefSeq, a predicted model, not a curated record
AUGGCGGAGUCAGAGCAGCCUAAAGCGGGUCCUUGCACUUUUCUGUUUAAAAAAUCCACAAAGAAAUUUUCAGGACGAAAGAGAAAAGCAAGCGACAGUGACAAAGAUGGCAACAGUGACGAGGACCAGAGCUCUGUGGUCAGAAGAGAAAGGAAAGACAAACGAGUCAAUCCCAUGAUUCAAAAGACAAAGAAAGUGGAGAAAGACACCAUGUCUUCCAGUGAAAGUGAGAAUGAGACAGAGGAGAAGAAGAUCACAGUUUCCUACAAAUCCACACGCUCAGCGAAACCAGAGGGACCAGAGGACAUGGGUGCUACUGCAACAUACGAGCUGGACACAGAGAGAGACAAAGACGCUCAGGCCAUCUUUGAGAGGAGCCAGAAAAUCCAAGAGGAGCUGGAGGGCAAAGAGGACGACAAAAUCUACCGCGGCAUCAACAACUACCAAAAAUUCAUCAAGCCUAAAGACACGACCAUGGGCAAUGCCUCCUCUGGCAUGGUCAGGAAAGGACCAAUCCGAGCUCCCGAACACCUGAGAGCUACGGUGAGGUGGGACUACCAGCCGGACAUCUGCAAAGACUACAAGGAGACUGGCUUCUGUGGUUUUGGAGACAGCUGCAAGUUCCUUCACGACAGAUCGGACUACAAGCACGGCUGGCAGAUCGAGAGGGAACUGGAAGAGGGACGAUAUGGAGCCAACGAUGACGAGAACUACGAGGUGAGCAGCGACGACGAGGAUUUGCCCUUUAAGUGUUUCAUCUGCAGGGAGUCCUUCAAGAAUCCCAUCAUCACAAAGUGCAAGCAUUAUUUCUGUGAGGCCUGCGCUCUUCAGCAUUACCGCAAAUCCAAGCGCUGCUACGUGUGCAACACUCAAACCAACGGUGUCUUCAACCCCGCUAAAGAGCUGAUUGCGAAGAUGGAGAAAAGCCAAGCUCUGGCAGACCAGCCCCCAUCAGAUGAAGAUGAUUAGCUACUCCUAAAACCUUUUUUAACCCUCCCUUCCCCCUUCUGUGUUUGUCCGUGUAAAUUUUGAA